UGUCAGCUGGUUUCCGCCGUAAAAAACCCAAUAAGGGAUUGGCUGCCUUGAAGUGAAAUAAAUAAAAAUGUCGACCAGGAGAAAUCAGAAAGAGUUUUUGUACCCUUUCAGAGUAUUAAGUCUCUAAAAUGGAGGAGCUGUGCAACAAUUCGGGACAUUCGGCUACUUCCAGCAGUGGAAGUAAUUCCUCAAUAUCGGCCAAAACAGCUUUGAGUGAAUGCUCUGCUGCUUGGAUAAAUUACUUGAGCGCUUUGAAUAACUUAUGUACUGCCGGCUCGAAAUUGGCCCAUUCUAUAGCCGUUUUGGAGCAGUGGUCUUUGAGCGAGAAACCAUUGUUCAAUAAUUAUACCACAUCUUAUUUAACAAAUUCAUGGAACGAUUUGGCAAGAGCAACAACUGUGGCAACGGGAACCGUCAAGACACACAUGUUGGCUUUGCUACAGGAUUUCGUUACCAUAUCGUCCAUGGAUCAGUCCUCCAAUGCCGAACUGGAACAAAAACGAUUCCGAGAGCACAACGAACUAAUUGUACUAGAAAAUGCACAGGCUGUUAUCAAUAUUCAGCACCAGUUCUGUGCAGCCAGCUACGAUGCAUUUUCAUCCUUAACUUGUUGCUUUGUUUGCCAAUCCCCAGUGGGUUUUCCCCACGAACAAGACUGCAGUGUUAUGAAACAACGCAACCAACAUGAUCAACGAUCUCAAACUCCAUCGCCCAAUUUAUGUGGACCAAGCACAAAAAUGGAUUCAUCCAGAGGAAACUCACUAACCGAUCAACGCCAAAUUGCCACAGGAAUUUCUGAAUCAGCUGAACAACCGCGAGGCCCUUCACCUCAGUUAAGUUUCUGCGAUGCCAAUCCUAUGCAAGCCAUUUUCGAACACACACGCGGUCCCUUGCCAAACCCCGGACAAUUGCUGUCCAUGAAGAUUCCUUUCCACCGGAACGUCAAAUCGUCCUUAAGUUUCCCCUUGUUUCCGCUGAAUGGUCAGCGUCGUUGGUCCGAAGCUGCUGCCGGGGAGGUAAUAGAUGGAAUCUCCACCGAUCCCGAAAGUCAGAUGAGGAGGUGGUCAAUGCCUUGGGAAGCCUCAAAGACUGACAGAAACACAGUGACAUGGAAUCAAACCAGGAUAAUGCCAAUGAACACGCUGAAGGCCUCUUGCUACAAAAUGUCCAGUUCUGAACGAUAUACUUCACAUAAUUCUGAUGGAAAUUGGCCCAUGGCUUCAACCAGUCAGGAUGGGCUUCUAGAAGCCAUUCAAUUACUGUCUAUCAGACCGACAACCGUCACUCAAAUGAGUCCUCAGCCCUCGAUUCUAUCAACCUCCCCUGACGGAGCCCCACUUGACUAAGUUUCAACUAAUUUAAAACUAAAGUAAAAAUAAUAAGACACAAAAAUUAUACAUUUUAC
Messenger RNA from Drosophila elegans, 1405 nucleotides. RefSeq lists its product as uncharacterized. The coding region runs from base 129 to 1346 and encodes 405 amino acids. The transcript is spliced from 6 exons. The record is from RefSeq and is a predicted model, not a curated record. Lineage: Eukaryota; Metazoa; Arthropoda; Insecta; Diptera; Drosophilidae.